AACGCGUUCCUUUUUGGCCCGUGGCGCCCUGGGCAUGGGAAUGUGAGGACUAUGCGAUCGAGAUGAGCCUGCGUUUAUCAAAGCAUGACGUGGGCAUCGCUUCAUUCGCUAGCCGACCUCCUAGCCACAUGCUGGACAAUUGCCGAUCUCCCGCCCUGCAGCCGAUGCCCAGCGCAACAAAUCUUCGAGACAACAACUUCUUCGACAAUUCCACGACGACGCCAUGUUUGAAGUGCCGGAUGCGAAGCGGGUUCGCCGCGACGAGCUGCACUCUCCCACAUCAUCGCCGCGCUCCUCGCCGGAUCCAGACCUCGAACAGCUCCUGCGGUCCAGAAUACAAAACGAAUUCACCUACACCAUCGCCACCACCGACGAUCAUGUCGAUGAUACCAACGAUAUCGCGCAAAGCGACCAGGAUGAGACAGAGUUGCGUCUCUUCGCUGCGCCCGCAAAUGCCGCUCCACAGUCGCAUAAGAUCCGAAUUUCAUCUCCAGACGCCGAUAGCGGAGAGCCAGGACUGGUUUUGAAGAAACCACGGAGCUAUUAUUUCGCCGACGAACCCACAAGCGAGGCCGAGGAAGAGUUCAGAGCGGCGGCCAUAGAGGGAAGGAGCGUCCUGGAGCUGUCGCAGCAGCCAUGGCCUGGUUGCGCCUUGCCGUGGAAGGUACGCAAGAUAUCACCGGCUGGCAUGAGUAGAGAGGUGCUGGUUGGCCAUCCUCCCAUGCUGGUCCUUGUCCAAGACAAGGCAAACAAGCGCAUAAGAAAGGGCAAGAAGUCCCGCAUAGCCAUUAGAAAGAAGUUACAGGAAGCAAAGGAGAAGGAAAGCGAAGCAGCACGUCUUGCACGGGAGAAGGAGGAAGCCAAGCGCGAGAAGAACACACGGAGGAAUCGAGAGAAGAAGCUCAAGCAGAAGGCAAAGCAGCAGGCCAAGAGGGCAGCAGAUGGCGCUCCUGAAAGCGCCGCAGAUGGGAUGGAUGGUGUGGAAACUACGGCGACUGAGAGCCAACCUGUCGGUGGGGAGUCGACAUGAGGCGCGUCAAGGACACCAUCACUGUUUCGCCAGCCCCACAGUCAAAGCAGCAUCAGAUGCAAUAGCACGCUGGUCGCAAGCAAUAGCCACUCGAUUGGACGGGUACCAGGAUGGUGCGAGUGAUGCACGUAUUU
Alternaria alternata is the source of this 1164-nucleotide messenger RNA. RefSeq lists its product as hypothetical. The record is from RefSeq and is a predicted model, not a curated record. The coding region runs from base 224 to 1030 and encodes 268 amino acids. NCBI's taxonomy places the organism in Eukaryota, Fungi, Ascomycota, Dothideomycetes, Pleosporales, Pleosporaceae. The transcript is spliced from 2 exons.